Molecule: messenger RNA, 2706 nt
Organism: Musca vetustissima
Lineage: Eukaryota; Metazoa; Arthropoda; Insecta; Diptera; Muscidae
Product: protein diaphanous homolog 1
Exons: 8
Coding region: 1-2694 (897 amino acids)
Biological process (GO): RNA processing
Cellular component (GO): nucleoplasm
Molecular function (GO): RNA binding
Source: RefSeq, a predicted model, not a curated record
AUGUCCCAAAGACCCGCAUCUCGUAUAGAUCGUUUUGCUCAGAUGAGCAAACAAGAGGAGCUGAUUGCCAAAAAACGUCAAGAGAUUUUGGAAAAGCAACGAACCGCUGAAUUGGCGAAAAAGGUGGUGGCCCAACAAAUGGCCAAUAAAUUGAAAAAUGACAUUGAGGCGGAAAAGGAGGUGGACAAGAAAUCCUCCGAUGCUAGUGAGGAUGAAGUAAAGACCGAAACAUCAGCUUCAAUCACAACGGUGGCAUCUGCUGCCACCAAGCCGAGUGUUACCAGUAAAUUGACGGGUAAAAUGUAUGGUGGUGGUGGUCAGAAGCGUUCCUCAAUGGCCAUACCCAAUGCGGAGCAGCCACAACCUAAAAUACAAAAUAGUUUUUGUAAUGAUGGUUCAUUUUUGGAGAAUUUCAAAAAGAUUUUGGAAAAACAACAGCAGCAGCAACCCAAACCAUUUGUACCGGUAACUGAGGCCAACACAAAUGAAAGUGAAGGAAAUUUGUCCUCUUCCACAACAACAAAUCAAGCCACGGAACCAACUAGCUCUCUACCAGCACAUUUGCAACAACAACAGCAGCAGUUGCAGCAAACUCCAUCACUUCAAGCUCAACAACCACCACCACCCCAUCCCUCACAAAUGCCGCCCACAUCACAACCCAUGCAAUUUCAAUUUAAUCCUGCAUUAAUUGCUGCCCAAAAUCACCUACUGCUGCAAGAUCCCAACUCAUCACCCGUACCGCCCAUGCCAAUGCCACCACAUUCGGCUGCGGCCUAUUUCAAUGCUGCCGUUUCGGGUGCCCCACAAUUUGUACCGCCACCACCACCCUCUACCACAGUGGGUGCUGCAAUGUUAAUGCCAAUGCCUGGGGUAACUGUGGCCCCACCACCACCUCCUCCGCCACCACAAUUACCCCUCAGUUUGGCAUCAUUGACACCACUGUAUAUGAUACCAGCUCCAGAGCCACUACAAUUGAAUACAAUACCCCAGCCGAAGGAAUUUGAUUUGAAUGCCAUACCAAAGCCGCAAUUGAAUUUAGAAGCUAUACAAAUACCGGCAAAUAAUGGGGUCCAGGAUACGAAUAUAAAUUUAAGGGUAGAUGGGGAACAGGAGCCACAACAUGAGCAGCAAGAACAGCAGCAGCUGAAGCAACAAGUGCCACAGCAUGAAAAUGAACACAACAACAACAGCCAAUGCAAUUUCAACAUCAGCAGCAACCGUCGCACAUGCAGUUUCCAAUGCAACAAGAACCGCAACAACAACAGCAACAAGAUUUUCCACAAAAUACUCAAGUUUGUUAUUGUUAUUGUUUUAAUAUAUUACGUUGUAAGCUUAACGAAUAAGAUUUUAAGAGAAUUUUCAGUAGUUUUUUCAGACAAUAACAACCCGCUCGACAAUAACAAAUGCAUACAAUUACCAACAUCUAUAGAAAAUCUAAUCGAGUUGGUGGUCGAAAACGGUGAUGCAUAUGAAGAGACAUUACGUGGCUAUAAAAAUCAAUUGCAUCCAGCAUUGUGGUUCCUCAAUGACAAGUCCUGUGAACAGUAUCAUCACUAUCGCCAAGAAAUAAUCGAUCGUCGCCAGGAAAAACUUAAAGAACAACAACAAAAAGAAUAUGAAGAAAUGAAACAGGAGAAACUGUCCAAUGCAGGAGGGGCAGGUGCUGGCGGCAGCAGUGGUGGCGGUUAUACCAAACGUCGUCCAUUCUGUUCCAUGGAAGAAGAUAAAUACGAUCCGGAAUCGGUAAUAUCAGCUGAUAAUGAUUCCGAUGAUGAAUAUCGUCGUGGUAUGAUGGAUCGUAAUCGUGAUAAUAUAAAACGUCGCAUUGAAUGUCGCAAUGAAUUGAGUGAGGAGGAACGUCAGGAGCGCGAAGCCGAGGAGUUGGAAGAACAACGGCGGCUGGAAAAGAAAAAGCUGCGUAAAAGUCGUUGGGGUGGAAAAGUUGAAGCGGCCGAUGUUGCCAGUUCGUCGUCGUCAAGUGUUCCGACAAGUUUCGGCAAUCAAAAUAAACCGCUACUUUCCACUAUAACACGCAGUGAUCCUGCCCUACUGCAAUAUGCCAAAUUGAAUUAUGGUUCGACCAAUCUCAGCGAAGAAGACUGGAUAAAAUGUGAGGAACACUAUAAGGUGAAUCUACUCUAUCAGGAUAUGAUGCGGAAGCGACAGGAAAUUGAUCGCUUGGCCAAAAGUGGUAAAUUCAAAUAUGAAUAUGAUUCGGAUGAAGACACGGAGGGUGGUACAUGGGAGCAUAAGCUGCGUCAAGCUGAAAUGGAUGCAACGCGGAUGUGGACCCAAGCUCUAACCAAGCAGAGUGAGGGUAAACAUCAUAUCGGUGAUUUUCUGCCACCCGAAGAGCUACGUAAAUUCAUGGAGCAGUAUGAGGCAAAGAAGAGCAAUCGUCAACCGGAUCUGAGUGAUUACAAGGAAUACAAAUUGCGUGAAGAUAAUAUUGGUUUUCAAAUGUUGCAAAAACUCGGCUGGAAAGAGGGUCAGGGGUUGGGCCAGGAUGGUGCCGGUAUUGUGGAUCCUGUUAAUAAGGGACCUCAACGAGAGGGUAACCAAGGUUUGGGUGUCUCCAGCAGUGCCACACCGGAAGAAUGCGAUAAUGAAUAUGAUGCCUAUCGCAAGCGCAUGAUGUUGGCCUAUCGUUUUAGACCUAAUCCUUUGAACAAUCCCCGAAGAGCCUAUUAUUAAUCGGAUAUUAAU